Molecule: messenger RNA, 682 nt
Organism: Helicoverpa zea (corn earworm)
Lineage: Eukaryota; Metazoa; Arthropoda; Insecta; Lepidoptera; Noctuidae
Exons: 1
Coding region: 61-573 (170 amino acids)
Source: RefSeq, a predicted model, not a curated record
UUCAAAAUUACAAGGCGUAAUAUAUUAAUUUUCUAGUGUAAUCCAGACUUUCUUUCGGCUAUGGCUACGCAGAAAACUCGCCCUAUAGAUGCGUUACAUCGCAUCAUGUCUUCAUUCAAGCAGUUUGAAAAGAAGUUGGACAAAUUACAAGAUGAUGUGAAUUUUCACGGACAGACUCUAACAGACCUUAGAGCCAUGGUAACAAACCUUUCAGGAGGGAAUAUUGCUAUGACUGAAGGAAAAUCCGACGACAAUAGGCGUCCCUUAAAGAAAACAGCAGCUAUCCAGUAUGAGGAAAAAACGAACUUGGAUGAUCCUAUUAAAACGAAACGGAGGAAUGCCCUUCAGCCAAUACCUACUAAACUGAAAGUGAAGAGUUUACAGUAUCAGAAACCGGUUGUCGAUAGUAUAAAUUCACCAUAUCAAGGCUACAUGAACAAGCUUGAGGCAAAUGCCAAGAGUAUGGCUGCAAAGCACGCCCUCAGGCACAGGAAAGCAGAGGCCCCACGAAAAGCAAACACACUACGAAACCAAAAAAACAUGGAAAAGAAACGCAAUAAACUCGCAAAGUAGGGAUUACACUGGAAAAUUAAAUAUUUCAUGUUUGGUAAAAAUUAUAUGUAAUUUUUGUUGCUGCUUGACAGGUGGGACUAAAAAGAAAAUAAAACAAAAAAAUAUUCUA